CAGCGGCGAGUCAGCGGCUUCACCUCCUCCUUCAGUCUUCUCUCGCCGGCCGUUGGCAGAGGAUCCCCGCAUCGAUCGCGUUCUCCGCGCUCGUAGAUCUUUUUCCCCCCGCGUGCGUGUAUAUCUUUGCGUGUACAAUUCACGCGUACGGUUCCCCGUUGGUAAAGGGCACCAUGUUGGUCCUUGAACAUCGUCGCGGGGCCACCUGGGCCAACGCGAUCGCGCUCUCCUGAGAGAACCCCACGUGACGUCAUCCCGACGUUGGUUCAUCUCUCUUUUUUUUCUCUCUCUCUCUCUCUCCUUCCGAGAUCUUUUCUCUCUGUCUCUCCUUCCUUCCUCAGAGUGAUCUCCUUCUCUCCUUAUCUCUUCUCCAUUUUUCUUGAUCUUGCGUGAGAUCGAUCCUGUGGAUGGUAAUCGCGUCGGGAAGUGCGUGGGUUCUCUACUUAUUUUUCUUCUUGGAUACAAGAGUCUUCCCCGCCUGAGAGCUUUUCCGCUCUCGAGGCAGUGCGAAGUCGAAAACUGGGACGUGUUCUCGGACACAACUGUCAUUGGAUUUCCAGACACUUUACAGCGGAUUUUUCGCUUCUCGGACAUGUAGAUGCAAGCGCCGACCGCAGGAUUGUGCCACGACGCGAGCAUCGCCGACGCGAAUUCUAAUCAUCAUCAUCUCCAUCACCACCUUGGCCACAACGAGCACCGAUCUCAGGAACCUUACCGGACACCGUCGUCCUCCUCCAUGUCUACCUUGCUAUGCGAGCCAGUGUCAGCUGGCCGGCCGCGGGCCAAUCUGAAGCUCGUGCUGAAUCGCAGUCUGAGCGAGCCGGGACCAAGUCCCUGUGCCUUCCCAGCCUCACCGAGUGCCUUGUCGAUCUCCACCUCUGUCGUCAGCAACAACAACAACAACAACAAUAACAGCAACAGCAAUCUCAGCGAACUGCCUAAGAUCGUCAUCGACGAAGAGACGAACGACGACGACGACGAAAACAACGAAGUUCACCGUCGUGGUUAUCACCACCACCACUACCAUCAUCACCAUCAUCAUCAUCAUUUGCAUCAUCUUCAUCACCAUCAGCACCUGUCGGUGACUUCGAAACGUUGCAAGCUGGAGUCUGCCAGUUUACCGAACAGUCCGUGCUCGGAGAACAGCACCCUCCAUCGUCAGCUGGUGUUGAGCAAAACUCGCGUCAUCAGUCCUGACGAUUUUGCCCAAUGCCUCGAGCGUCUCUCCGAGCAGCUCUCCGUCGAACCGCCGGUGAUCCUCGAUUGCAGAACAUUCAUACAGUACAAUGUCAAUCACAUUCGCGGUGCUUUCAACAUCAACUGCUCGGACCGUUUCAAUCGUCGCAGAUUCCUGCUGAGGAAGGCCACCCUUGCCGAUCUCGCGACCACUCGCGAGAGCAAGGAGCUGCUCAGAAGAAGACAGUUCAAGGACGUCAUAGUGUACGACGAUUGCACCGACGAUCUGGAGCACUUGGAUGCCGAGCAUCCGUUGUUCCUGGUACUCGCCGCGUUAGUGGACGACGAUCGGGAACCUGCCUUGUUGAUCGGUGGACACCGGGAAUUUCACAGGCGGCAUCGAGAACUGUGCGAGGACACGCUCCUGCCGAACGGCACCGCGGCCGCCGAUUCGUCAACGACUCUGACGACGACGGUGAGCGGUUGCGCGAGCCGCGGACCAGGUUGCCCAGUGUUGAGCAUCUCCGGACCGCCCACCCCGCAACCGACGGACAUCGACAGCCAUCCGGCGUCGCGCGUCCUGCCGUUCUUGUACCUCGGCAACGGCCGGGACGCCGCGGAUCUGCAGUUACUGCGCGCCCUCGGCGCCACCCGGGUGCUGAACGUUACCUCGCAGCUACCCGGUUACCAUCAAGAGCGGGGCAUCACGUACAGACAGAUACCCGCAUCCGACUCGGGCCAUCAGAACCUCAAGCAGUACUUCGAAGAGGCGUUCGAUUUCAUCGAGGAAGCGCGAAAAGCCGGAAGCAGCGUGCUGGUGCACUGUCAGGCUGGCGUUUCGCGCAGUGCCACGAUCGCAAUUGCUUACAUAAUGCGGCACAAGGGCCUGUCGAUGGUGGACGCGUACAAACUGGUGAAGAACGCGCGUCCGAUCAUCAGUCCGAAUCUGAACUUCAUGGGUCAGCUGUUGGAACUCGAGCAGGGUCUGCGGACGUCCGGCGACAUCGUUAGCUCGCCGGACGACGAGUCCGCGACGGCAGCGACGGCGACGUCGGCGACGGCGACAACGACAACGGCGUCGACGACAAGUAGCUGCCACCAGUGCAGAUGGAGUCACAAUCAAUCAAACUCCUCCAGCGAGGAGGUUGUCACGUCCGGCUGCAGCGUCUGAGAUCAUCAGGAGAGUCAUCUUUUUCUCCCUCGAGUGAAGCGCGUCGUCGGCGUUGAAGCGCCAUAAAACACACACAUACACACAAACAUAUCCCGAGAGAUCAUCGAGAGCGAGUAUGGGCGUUAAGUUGUUCGCGACCAAUGCGACCGAAGUUUACGAUUUUCGUGGGGAUUGGAUGGAAUUCUUCAAAUUCUAACCGUAUUAUAGAAAAACUACCGCGACAGGGGACGAACAAGUUUUUUCCACAUCGUUUUGAAGCAAUCUAUUGAGUCUGCGUGCGAUUAUCUCGGUUCCUGAAUCUUCGAUAUUUAAGUUAUUUUGCUUUAAGUUAUUAGAUUAUUUAAAAAAAAACCUAGCAAAAUUUGUUUUUUUUUUUUCGACUCUCGGGAUUUCCGAGCGUCUUUGUAAGAUUGUACUUUUUUUGAGAUCUUUCUCGGAAACGAUCUAUCCAAUCGGAAACAGCACGAAUUGCUGACUGAUUAAGAAAAAUGGAGACUUACGAAACACACAAACUCGGAAGAACAUAUAAGAAAAAAAAACGUGUAUGAAAGAAGCCGAUGUGAAUGAAAUGACAGGAAGUGUUCGUGUGAGAGAAACACGCUAUCUUCCUUCGAUAACGAGUAAAGCAGCGCGUUGCGAUUAUUUAUUGUCGAAUGACAUUUGCGCGAAUGAUAUAAAUAUAACUUGUACUUACGACGCAUAUGCGGUGUUCUCUCGAGUCAAUACUAGGGAGGCAAAUGAUUUUUUGUGCGAGAAUAAUUUGGCGAGUUUCUCAUCGAGAUAAGCUGUCGAAUGAAAUUUGUUUGGUGUUGUUAUUAUAGCGCGGAAUAAAUGGGGAGAAAAAAACAUUACGACGUCGGCAUAAAACAGUCAGUCACUUAAUCGUAGGCAGCUUGUAUGUAAUGCGCAAAGAAAUAUUGUUAUCAAUAUGAAAAACUUUUUAUGGUUUAUUUCCUAUAACGGCCAAUGAGUGACACAUUGUUCAAGUCGAUGUAGCACGUGAAGUAAACGAAUCAAAAAAGUUUUUUUCACAGUCAUUUCUUUAAUUUUCCCGCUGAACACACGACAACAACAACAACCCUCUUGCGUUCAACAGACACGAGUCGCGUGUAUUUGCCUCCCGAUUUUGACUUCGGGUAAAAAAAAAAAAAAAAACGAAAGUUAAUUCCCGAGAGGAAUUAUGAUCCGCACGGAAAAAAAAAGAAAGAAAGAGAGAGAGAGAGAGAGGAGAGACAGAGGACAGUCGUCGAUUGUAAACGUGUACGAAGUGUCACAAGGAGGAAGUAAACGAGGUUCUAGUCUUUAAACUAACGGAGUUACUAUUGCAGUGAUAGAGUCUCAUCUUAGUUUUAUUUUUCCGAGAUACAACAUAUUUUUUCAGCCGAUAAGUUAAGGACAAUGGUGAAACAUAAAGACAAUAUCCGUUUGUUUUCUUUUUUUUUUUUUUUUUUUUAUCGAAUGUGAAACUUAUCGAACGCACGAUUGCAUUUUCGAGGGAGGUGAAAAGAGAAUAUUCCAAUGCUAUUAUUUUUCAGAUAGCGAAUGUUUUAUUUCGUGAAAAUUGAUAACUUACAUUAAUUUCUCGGUACUGUAAUAUCACGUGCGUGAAUUUUAUUUUAUUUAUUUAAGUGUGAAAGAAGGCAAGUAAAAAGUUUUACGUUAAACAAUCGUUUUUGUUUAUGAAUUUCCUUCGAGAAUGCGAUUUUGCUGUUAAUACGCGAAUGGACAAAUACUUUAUUUAAGUAGGGUAAUAUACUUGUAUUAACAUUCUCUCUCUUUCUCUCUCUCUCUCUCUCUUUCUCUCUCUCUCGAGGCAACCUGUAUAUCAGAAUCACAAAAAAACCGGAAUGUUGAUUUGACGAGUCUCUGACGAAGAGAACUGUUUAUUAAGCGAACUGCAAACGAUCGUUAGACGAUUGAUAAGUUAAAUAACGAUUGCGUGAUGCAUCCCCGGAUGCUGAAUGUUGUUUUUUUUUCGGAGGCGUGAUAGAAUGCGUGAAAGAGAGAGACGAGAAAACGGGUGUGAGACAUGGCAGGGAAGAAAAUGAAAUAUAUGUAAUAAAAGCGAAUUGAUCGAGAGAUCGUCAAUCGCGCACGGAGAAUGAGAGAGAGAUAAAGAGCGGGAGGUUCGUUUGUCUGCGUCUAUUUCGACUGCAACGCGGUUGGUAUAAAAAAAAAAAAAAAAACAAUAUUAAUAUAUCGUUCGCCGGAAGUAAGCUUAUAUAGUACGGUAAGCUCCCUUAGCAUUUAAGGAUCUGGUUGAGGUCCAACCAUCGUGAUCUAGUCGUUUGUUGGGAUAAUGAUACAUACUGCAUGAAGAAAAGAAAUGCGCGCGCGCAAAAGAUGUAUAGUUUAAGAAAUAACGAUUGUAAUUGUGCGCGAAAAAUCAUCGCGUGUGUGAAAUAUUCGCGUCAGGUUUACAGCUCAGUAUGUGUGCAAUGCAGGAGGAAGAUAUAUAUAUAUAUAUCAUCGCGCGUAAUGUGUAUAUAUAUGUACCAACAAUCUUGAGAUUCGAGAAGCGAGAAAUAGCGAAAAGAAACGCUUUGUUUAACGACUUAAUCACAGCUGACAAUAACUUCGCGGAGAGAAGCUAUCUUGAGAGAAAGAGAGAGAGAGAGAGAGAAAAAGUUGCGAAUGUCGGGGAAGGUGAGAGAGAAGAAAAAUCCAAGUUCCUGAAAAUUUUGUCUACAACGACGAGUUCGGUUGAUUUAUUAAUCGAUUUUCGAAGAACGGUACAUAUCAUCGAAGCGUUGCCUUGCAAUAAAAAUAAAAAGUAAAAAAAAAAAAAAAACGCGACUGAGAGAACUGAACAAAAAUAGUCGUAGAGGCGCACGGUGUAGACAAUUAAAAAAAAAAAAAAA
Molecule: messenger RNA, 5208 nt
Organism: Pseudomyrmex gracilis
Lineage: Eukaryota; Metazoa; Arthropoda; Insecta; Hymenoptera; Formicidae
Product: dual specificity protein phosphatase 10-like
Exons: 4
Coding region: 599-2347 (582 amino acids)
Biological process (GO): negative regulation of MAPK cascade; protein dephosphorylation
Cellular component (GO): cytosol; cytoplasm
Molecular function (GO): protein tyrosine/threonine phosphatase activity; MAP kinase tyrosine/serine/threonine phosphatase activity
Source: RefSeq, a predicted model, not a curated record